AUGAUGUCUUGGAAAGAGGAUAAUGAUUGUUGCUCAUGGGAUGGUGUCACAUGUGAUACAGUCACGGGUUAUGUGAUUGGCCUUGACCUUAGUUGUAGUUUGCUUUCUGGCAGCAUCCCUUCCAACACUACCCUCUUUCUUCUUCUUCAAUUGAAAAGACUCAAUCUAUCUUACAAUGAUUUUAAUCUCUCUCAAGUUUCUUCUGGUUUUGGUCGAUUAACCAAUUUGACACACCUUGAUCUCACUGCCUCAAACUUUAGUGGUCAAAUUUCAUCUGAAAUCUCCCAUUUGUCUAAAUUGGUCUCACUUGACCUCUCAUGGAAUCAUUACUCCCUUAAGAACCAUCUGACAAUUGAAAGACCUAUUUUUGAAAUGCUAGUUCAAAAUCUGACCAUGUUAACAGACAUUUCUCUUGACUUUAUCGACAUGUCUACCAUCAUAACAAGUUCAUUGACGAAUAUAUCUGCGUCUCUAACUUCUUUGAGUCUCUGGGGGUGUGACCUACGAGGGAACGUGCCAGAACNGUCUUAUCAACUUGUCAUCCUCCAAUUAUUUCUCUUCUAUUCUCAAACUUGUGCAACACUCUGCUCUCAUCGCGAUAGCUCUGCAUUACUCCACUUCAAGCAACUCUUUUCCUUCACAAGUUAUUCCUCCUUACUUUGUGAUGAUUCUUCUUAUCCAAAAAUGAUGUCUUGGAAAAAGAAUUAUAGUUGUUGCUCAUGGGAUGGUGUCACAUGUGAUUUGAUGACAAGUCAUGUCAUUGGCCUGGACCUUAGUUGUAGUUGGCUUUCUGGCAACAUUCCUUCCAACAUUACCCUCGUUCUUCUUCCUCAAUUGAAAAGACUCAAUCUUGCUUACAAUAAUUUUAAUCUCUCUCAAGUUUCUUCUGAUUUUGGUCGAUUGACCAGUUUGACACACCUUAAUCUCUCUGCCUCAAACUUUGGAGGUCAAAUUCCAUCUGAAAUCUCUCAUUUGUCUAAAUUGGUCUCACUUGACCUCUCACGAAAUUAUUAUUCCAUUGAGAACCGACUGAGAAUUCAAAAAGUUGUUUUGGAAAGGCUAGUUCAAAAUUUGACUAUGUUAACAGACCUUGCUCUUGAAGAUGUGGACAUGUCUACCAUCGUAACUAGUUCAUUGAUGAAUCUAUCUUCAUCUCUAAUUUCUCUAAGUCUCUGGGGGUGUGAACUGCAAGGGAACGUGCCAGAACGCUUAUUUCGCCUACCAAAUCUACAGAUCCUUUUGUUAGGAGGUAACUUCAACUUGACAGGUAACUUUCCCAAAGUUAAUUGGAGCAGCCCACUCAAGAUCUUGGAUGUCUCUGAUAUGAGUUUGUCGAAACAAUUACCUAAUUCAAUUGGCAAUCUCAUGUCAUUAAGCCAUUUGUCCCUUUAUAACUGCAAUAUUGUUGGGUCAAUUCCUACCUCAGUUGGCAACCUUACACAACUUGCUUAUUUGAGUAUGUCGUCUAACAAAUUCAAUGCUCAUAUCCCGUCACUUCUUUCAAAUCUUGCCAAUCUUCGUUUUCUAGAUCUUUCCUACAAUAACAUUAUUGGUGAAUUUCCUGACAUUUUUGUCAACUUAACGCAACUUUCUUUUUUAUCAUUGACAAGUAAUCAACUCACUGGUCCAAUUCCUUCUUGUGUCAAUGUCCUUCAGAAUUUAGCUUGUAUUAGUUUCUCUACCAACAAUCUUAGUGGCACAAUACCAUCUUGGUUAUUCACUCUACCACUAUUGCAAACCAUUUAUUUGGAUCAUAAUAGACUGCAUGGCUCUAUUCCAGGUUCAAUCUUUGAACUUGUGAAUUUAACCGAUCUCGGACUUUCUUCAAACAACUUAAGUGGAAUUGUAGAGCUUCACUUGUUCUCAAAGCUAAAAAAACCUUGA
Molecule: messenger RNA, 1884 nt
Organism: Pistacia vera
Lineage: Eukaryota; Viridiplantae; Streptophyta; Magnoliopsida; Sapindales; Anacardiaceae
Product: receptor-like protein Cf-9
Exons: 1
Coding region: 1-1884 (627 amino acids)
Molecular function (GO): protein binding
Source: RefSeq, a predicted model, not a curated record